Erigeron canadensis is the source of this 1125-nucleotide messenger RNA. RefSeq names its product coiled-coil domain-containing protein 93. The transcript is spliced from 10 exons. Gene Ontology annotation, biological process: Golgi to plasma membrane transport. The record is from RefSeq and is a predicted model, not a curated record. Bases 124 to 915 code for a protein of 263 amino acids. NCBI's taxonomy places the organism in Eukaryota, Viridiplantae, Streptophyta, Magnoliopsida, Asterales, Asteraceae.
GUAAAGUGUUGUUUACAAAAGUAAUCCAUAACCUGCUACAAUCCGGCGACACGAACAAUUAAAUUUGAAAUCUCCGCCACCCUUGAAGAUUUAAUUUACAGAAAUAUUAUUGAGUGAUAGGAAAUGUCAGAAAAGGACCAACAGAUUACAGAAACUUUGAACAAGAUUAAUGAUUUGAGAUAUCGAGCCGAGAAGGCGGAGGCUACGGAUAAUGUACACCGAUUACUUUCGCUCCUCGAGACGUUAAAGGUUCUUGAGAAGCAAGAAGUGGAAAUUGAAUCAAAUUACAGUGAAAAAUGUGCUAGACUGCAGUUGGAAGUUAACGAGUUGGCCGAGAUGGUAGAGAGUGAUGAUCAUGGGGAGAGUUAUGCUCGUGUAGUUGAUCGGUCAUUGGCUAAUGCUCUCGAGAGACUGAAUUUAGCCAAAACGGAUCUUGCUUUGAGGCUGAGGGAAAUUACAUCAUUGAAGCGCCAGUGUGAUGAGGUGCCAACACAAGCAGAACUCGUCCAGUAUGAACGUCGUUUUUCAGAACUUAAUGCUCACAUCCAGAGGAGGCUUCGACAAACUCGUAAAUACUAUGCCACCUAUAACGCGUUGAUGGAAAUAAAAGAUCUGAUGCUAAAGGAAACAUCCUUGUUAAACUCUAUGAGUUCGCAGUUGCAUGAUGCGCUUAACAGUCCUGGUCGUGUAACAUUGACUAGUUCCUUGGAGGGAAUUUCAAAGAGUAUUCAACAGAAGCUUCAAAAUGUGCAACUUACACUACAAGCAGAGCAAAAAGCUUGUGAAGCUUUGAAGAAAAAGCUUGCUGCAGCAAACUUGGAGAAAAGGCGUUGCUAUGCUCUGUUAAAGGCAUUUCAAGAAGAAUGCACUAGGAAUGAGAGACUUCGGAAUCAAACUCUAGACAUUCAAAUGUGAACUGUAACUCUUUGCAAAGAUUGGUACAAGAUCCAAGUAUCCAACCAAUGCGGAGCUUGAAGCCUAACCCUACUUCAGAGAACCUGUUCUGUAUCUUAUUUUGUAUAUUUACGAGGUUUUGUUUUAUGCUUUACUUGAACUUUCUGUAUAUUUUGAUUAGUAUUUAGCAACCCAGCCUUAAAUAGUUUUUUAAGUCACCAUUUUGAAAAA